CUUUACGAGUUGAUGACGCAAGUGCUUACGUAACUGAACUUGAACGAAACAUGGCGGCCCCAGUCAGGACACUUGCCCUUAGAGCUCUCUCCGAUUCUACGCGAAAUAUUCAUCAUGUUUCAAGGUGUCGAAUCAAACAUUUGUGCUGUCGUGCUGCAAUCACAGGGUGUCGCGGAUAUAGCGAUAGCACAGAGGGCAGAAGUACGCACUUUGGUUUCCAAACAGUCCCGGAGGAGGAGAAAGCAGAGAAAGUGUAUAAGGUGUUUGAAAAUGUGGCCAAGAAGUAUGACGUGAUGAAUGACGCAAUGAGUUUGGGAAUACACCGUCUGUGGAAAGACACACUGUUGCACACUAUGAACCCUCAGCGUGGACUACGACUGCUGGACACGGCUGGUGGCACUGGUGACAUCUCUUUUCGCUUCUUGGAGUACACACGCUCAAUGUAUGAUCGUCAGCAGCGGUUGAGAGCAAAAUCCCAUCAAACACCAUCAUGGCAGGACAUCGCUGAUCAUUAUGUGUCAGACAAAGCAGGGCCUCCGCAGUCUCAUGCAGUGGUGUGUGACAUCAACAAAGAAAUGCUCAAAGUUGGUAAACAGAGGGCGGGGAAAGCAGGCAUCACUACAGGUCUUUCAUGGGUCGUGGGCGAUGCAGAAGAGCUCCCAUUCGAUGACGAUCAGUUCGACAUUUACACUAUUGCAUUCGGCAUCAGAAAUGUCACCCACAUAGAGCAAGCUCUACAAGAGGCUUUGCGCGUCCUCAAGCCAGGUGGACGGUUCAUGUGUCUAGAAUUCAGCAAAGUGACCAACCCUCUCCUCACAAGGCUGUAUGAUGCAUACAGUUUUCAGAUGAUCCCUGUGUUGGGUGAAGUGAUUGCUGGAGACUGGAAAUCAUAUCAGUAUUUGGUGGAGAGCAUCCGAAAGUUCCCAGACCAGGAAACAUUCAAGGAAAUGAUCGAGGAUGCCGGCUUCUUUUGUGUCCAGUAUUUUAACCUGACAGGAGGAAUUGUUGCCAUUCAUUCAGGAUUCAAGCUUUGAGUGUCAGCAUACAAUGAACAGAAAGACUGCAGUUAAACAAACAAUGAGCGGAGGAUGUUAAAACGAGCGCACUGAUGGACCAGACACUUGGGUCUCAGGAAACUCCGCAUGAAAACUCCUUUGUUCUUGUAUUUGUUCUGUUGGUAAUAGAAACACUUUUAACCUCUGAAAUGCUGUGGGUUUGACUGAGAUGUUGAAAAUGGCUUAAUUAUUAAAGGCUGAUGAAAUGUGAGCACUAUUUUUAUUUGUGCAAGAUGGACAGUGUGUUUGGUUUUUGGGAAGCACAUGCUGAAAUAAUAAAAGAUUAAAUAUA
Carassius carassius (crucian carp) is the source of this 1347-nucleotide messenger RNA. RefSeq names its product coenzyme Q5, methyltransferase (gene coq5). Lineage: Eukaryota; Metazoa; Chordata; Actinopteri; Cypriniformes; Cyprinidae. The transcript has 7 exons. Gene Ontology annotation, molecular function: S-adenosylmethionine-dependent methyltransferase activity. Gene Ontology annotation, biological process: ubiquinone biosynthetic process. The record is from RefSeq and is a predicted model, not a curated record. Bases 51 to 1034 code for a protein of 327 amino acids.